AUUUUCUUACACUGUCAAUUGAAUCAAAUCAAAGACAAUAAAUAAUAAUAUUAUGUUGUGCGAAAUAGUGAUUCACCGGUGGCCGGUGAGUUACAAUAUAAUGCAGCAGCUGUUUUCUCAUGACGAUCUGUGGUGAAAUUUGUACGAAUCAUAUUUCCGACGAUCGUUUUCUUUUUUUAUUUUACUUUCAUGCAUCGUUAUCAUUAUUUUAAGCGUUUUGUGAAACAUUCUUUUUUCUAUUGUUUUUUCUACCAAUAAUUGAAAAUAUAUUUUACCCGAUGUGAUAAAUUAUAGUGUAGGUACUGUUUAAAAUCAAAAUUUACGUAUGUAAACGUCCGUCAAAUAGCUCGUUUUGUUUCUGAACGUGUUUGUCGAAGAAUUGGUGCUGUGUUUAACCGAAUACAAACAGAACACUCACAAGUUGCAAGGAAAUCAUGGGGAUCGAGAAGAAAAUCGUGAUCGUCGGCGACGGGGCAAGCGGUAAAACGUGCCUGUUGCACGUGUUCUUCGAGGACGUUUACCCAAACAUAUACGUGCCGACGGUGUUCGACAGCUUCUCUACCGUGAUCGAAGUGGACGGGAAGACGGUGAAGCUGGCGCUGUGGGACACGGCCGGCCAAGACGACUACGACCGGCUGCGGCCGCUCUCGUACCCCAACUCGGACGUGGUGAUCGUGUGCUAUUCGAUCGAUACGCCGGGAUCGUUGAUCAACGUGACCGACAAAUGGGUGCCGGAGGUGCGGUACUUCUGCCCGGAUGUGCCGCUCAUAUUGGUGGGCAACAAGAAGGACCUGCGGGACGAUUACUUUUCGGGCGGAAAUCUGACCGCGACGACGGAAGCCGUCGUUGGUUCGACGACCACGAUCACGACGGACACGACCACGGUCACGGUCGAAAGCGAUGACACGAGAUGUCGGCGCGAACGCGUGCCCUUGAUAAACGUCGACGACGACGAGAAGGAUACGUGCGAAGCGGGAAGGGACGCGGGAUCGUCGAGGAUCACGAGCGUCGUAUCCGGUACGGUGCACACGUCACCGUUGUGGUCGUCGUCAAACCGACCGUCGGAAACCGGUACCGCCGUCAAGCCCCGGGAACCGAUGCUGAGCACGGACGAGGGCCAAACGGUCGCCAACGAGGUCGGAGCUUUCGCGUUCGUCGAGUGUUCGGCCAAGACCCGGGACGGCGUUCAAGAGGUGUUCAGAGCCGCGGUGAAGGCCACGCGACGCGAUUACAAACACGGCCAGUGCGUUUUGCUUUAAAGUCAAGUUUGUUGUUGUAUGUUUCGUUUAUAAUCGUCUAACUCGAUAUCGGUCUGCAUUGUAAAUAACCGUUCGGUUUUCCAAAUUGUAAAUUAUAAAUAUUGAAAUUAUAUCGUAACGUUACACGUUCACAGUUGUAGUGCAGUGCAGUGUUUGUGUGUUCAUUAGCGAUGUAGUUCGAUAGAAUAUUAUAAUGACGUGCGAUUUUUACAAUAUUAUUACACUGUUUUUUUCGACCGACUGCAGUCUCUUUUCAGUCAGCCGAUUCCGACGUGCCCGCAGUGAUCCGGUAAAAUGCUAGUCGAUUACGUGAACAACGAUCAGCACCGUUUUGGAGUGACCGACUGAAGCGAGAAGUGUAUUGGUUUUACCAUGAUUUACCAAUGUGUGUGUGUACAAUUUCGAAUAGAAGUCAUCAUUAAGUAAAAAAUAAAAUAUAGAAUAUGGAUUCUAGUUGGCGUUUUUUCAGAGGGUCUUUUUCUGAAUUUUUCAGUUGUUUUCCGAAUAAAUGAAAAAUAUUGUGAAAAAUACGAAGAAAAAAUCAAUUGUAAUAAAAUUUUAAAUUCUUAGACGAGACUCGAACUCAUGCCACUAAUAAUCGCAAAUAACUUUGCUAUGCGUUAUUUCUUUUUACUUUACUUUUGAGUAUACUAUUUCUGACAAAAGGAUUGUUCCGAUCAUUACAAUUGUAAUAGAUCUCUUUCAGGAGAUAUUGUUUAUUUGGUUCCUUGGAAAAAAUCAUUUUACGAAUUUUCCAACAAUUUUCUUAAUAAUUGCAAAAAACUGAUGAAAAGUUAUAAAAAUACAGCAACAUUUACGGCAUAUCGAAUUUCGCCAGAAAUGUAUAUUUGUUUUUGAAAAAUAAUGUAUGAAGAAACCUAACAUUAUUAAUGAAUGCUAAUUUCAUUUUAAUUUUCAAAAAAAAUUGUUG
Sipha flava (yellow sugarcane aphid) is the source of this 2190-nucleotide messenger RNA. Its product is annotated as transforming protein RhoA-like. Bases 435 to 1259 code for a protein of 274 amino acids. Gene Ontology annotation, molecular function: GTP binding; GTPase activity. Gene Ontology annotation, biological process: small GTPase-mediated signal transduction. The transcript is spliced from 2 exons. NCBI's taxonomy places the organism in Eukaryota, Metazoa, Arthropoda, Insecta, Hemiptera, Aphididae. The record is from RefSeq and is a predicted model, not a curated record.